Molecule: messenger RNA, 270 nt
Organism: Anisakis simplex (herring worm)
Lineage: Eukaryota; Metazoa; Nematoda; Chromadorea; Rhabditida; Anisakidae
Source: the annotation of a GenBank genome assembly
AUGCUGUUUAAUGAACUCGAAAUGUUUCUCAGCCAGAGUGCACCUCAACAGUUUCAAAAACAGCUGUUAUCGAAUGAAGUACAUUCGAAUCUUUCAUCCAUUGACUGUGAUCUACAGCCCGAAAUAUGUCGUACACGAUACUAUGUCUCUGAACUGGAUAUUUUAAAAGCAACGCGCUAUGCACUCUACAGAGAAGUGGCUCGUUUUGGUGAUAAUUUUCGAGGAUCAAACCUAACAGCGCUAUACGUUUUCAUGAGUGCUCUUGCUGAG